Messenger RNA from Lingula anatina, 5681 nucleotides. RefSeq names its product long-chain-fatty-acid--CoA ligase 1. Gene Ontology annotation, cellular component: membrane; endoplasmic reticulum. NCBI's taxonomy places the organism in Eukaryota, Metazoa, Brachiopoda, Lingulata, Lingulida, Lingulidae. Gene Ontology annotation, molecular function: long-chain fatty acid-CoA ligase activity. Gene Ontology annotation, biological process: fatty acid metabolic process. The record is from RefSeq and is a predicted model, not a curated record.
UCCUUAGAAAAUAAGACACCCAUGUACUUAUAACUUUUUUCUAUGAAUUCCUUUAAUUUUUGAAAAUCAAUAUUAACCCUUGGUUGCCAUAUAAACUUAUUAGAUUGAAAUUGUAUAGACAUUAUAGAUGGAGUGUUAUCUUAAUCAGUGUAAAUGUGAGUCCAGACAGGGAGAGCUCGUUCCCCCAAACUAACCAAAAUUUACUUACAACACAUGUAACUAGGGAGGAAAAAAACAAAAAUGGUCUGCAUCUUCAUUUUUAACACCUGCAACUUGCUUUGCUGAUCACCAUGUAAAAUAAGGGGGCCAAAUGCUUUGUAAUGUCAUAAUAUAAUGUUAAUGUUAGUAAUGUUAAAUAUUAUGGUCAAAUUUGAUUGGUGCAUUCAGGAAAGGGAAAAGGCGUAUAGCCUAGAUGAGUUAAUGUAAUUAUUAACUCCCAGGCUAACCCACUUACUGUAGUUGAUGUUAUCAUAUUUAAGUAAUUGAUAAAGUACAAGUGUUUAUGAAUGAGUGCUUUAUCUUACCUAAACCACGAAAAAGCAGAAAACAAAAGGCAGUACCAUGCUCUGUUCCAUGUAAUUGUCACAUUAUUUGUUGUUUUGUUAGGCUACAGGGAUAAAAAAAUGGCUUGGCCAAAUGUUCUCUACUUGAGCCGUGGUUCAAGUCAGAUAAAUUCCAUCAAUUUAUUGUUCAUUUCAUGCUUUAUUUUGUUUAUCUAAUACUUGGUUACUUAUUGCAGUUUUAGUAAAAUGAAGGAUUGUAUUCAGCUGCAUGUAUUUCAUUUUAUCUAAUUUAUCACUGUGAAUUGCACUCAGGUUGGCUCUAUCAAGUCAUUCAUUGGCACUGUCAACUGCCCUUGUUGUCAUCGUUGUUGUUGUGACCUAUACUGCCUCAGGAAUUUAAGUCAAAUGAUUUAACACGUGACCCAUUUUAUUUUUGGGGUGCGUAUUCUUCAUGGACAAAAUUAAAUGAAUGUAUAACGUUUUGUCAAACAGGUUUAUUUUCUGAGUUAUGGAAAAGUUUGGCUCUGUUGAAACCAAAGAGGAUGGUGUCAGGGGCUCCCCACUAGCAGAAAAUGGGAAGUAUAUAUAUUAUUUCUUUGAAGAUGCAAAAACUCUUCACGAAGGAUUUAAAAGAGGGAUGAGAGUAUCAGAGGAUGGACCUUGUCUUGGCACCAGGACUGGCCCUAACAAGACUUAUGAGUGGAUGAGUUAUGGUGAAGUAUACGAGAGAGCAAAGAACUUUGGAUGUGGACUGAUCACCAAGGGGAUGAAACCAUGCACAGAUAGCUUUCUAGGAAUAUUCUCACAUAAUAUGCCUGAAUGGGUGAUAGCAGAGCAGGCAUGUAACAUGUUCUCAAUGGUGGUUGUCCCACUGUAUGAUACACUUGGACCAGAAGCAUGCACAUUUAUAAUCAAUCAAACUCAGAUGCCCACAGUUGUGUGUGACAACUCUGAGAGAACCAAAGCACUUCUGGAUCAGAUUGGAAACACGCCUUCUCUGAAGUGUAUUGUCUGUGUCAACUUCAGUGACAUUUCACAGGAAAUUAAGGACAGUGCUGCUAAAAGCAAUAUAGAAUUGGUUUCAUUUACAAGUGUGGAGACCCUAGGUUCUAACAAUAAACAAGAAGAAGUGCCCCCCAGGCCAGCAGACCUUGCCACAAUCUGUUAUACCAGUGGAACCACAGGCAACCCAAAGGGGGUCAUGCUUAGUCAUGAGAACUUGAUGUCCAAUGUUGCAGCUGUGCUGAAAACGGUUGACAUAAAUGGUGGCCCCAGUGAUAUUCACAUAUCUUACCUUCCACUAGCACACAUGUUUGAGAGGGGUGUGCAGGCACUGGCCUUCCAACUGGGUGCAAGGGUUGGUUUCUUCCAAGGAGACGUGAAGCAACUCAUGGAUGACAUGCAGGAACUAAAACCCACAUUCUUUCCUGUAGUACCAAGGUUACUCAAUAGAUUGUAUGACAGGGUGAUGGCAGGAGCCAGCACUAGUAGAAUCAAGCGGACACUUUUGAACUUAGCAAUAAGAAGCAAAACUGCAGAACUGAAAAGGGGAAUUAUUAGGAAGAACAGCUGGUGGGAUAUACUUGUGUUCAGAAAGAUUCAGAAUCUGAUGGGAGGACAAGUCAGGGUAGUCAUCACUGGCUCAGCACCUCUGGCAGACAAUGUGCUGGCCUUUUCUAGAUGUGCAUUUGGAUGCCCAGUAAUUGAAGGCUAUGGCCAGACAGAGUCUUCUGCUGGGAUGUCCUGCACACUACCUGGAGAUUUUGUAGGAGGCCAGGUGGGUCCUCCUAUACCAUGUAACGAUAUCAAGCUUGUAGAUGUUCCAGAAAUGGAGUAUUAUGCCAGAGAUGGAAAGGGAGAGGUGUGCUGCCGGGGUGCAAAUGUGAUGAUGGGAUAUUUCAAAGACCCAGAGAAAACCAAAGAAGCUAUAGAUGAAGAUGGCUGGCUACAUACAGGGGACAUUGGGGAAUGGACACAGAAUUGGUCAUUAAAGAUCAUAGACAGAAAAAAGCACAUCUUUAAGCUGGCUCAGGGAGAAUACAUUGCACCAGAGAAGAUUGAGAAUAUUUAUGUCCGCAGCCCUCUGGUGGCUCAAAUGUUUGUUGAUGGAAACAGUCUUCAGUCUUGUUUGGUUGGGAUAGCUGUCCCAGAUGUGGAAGUAUUAGAAACUUGGACCAAGGAGCAGGGUAUCCCAGGGAGCACAAUGACUGAAUGGUGCAGUAAUAAGACCUUGAAAGAAGCCAUUUUGAAAGACAUUCAGCAAUGUGGAAAAGACUCGGGACUGAAAUCAUUUGAACAGGUCAAGGAUAUCUACUUGUUCCCUGAGCUGUUUUCACUAGAGAAUGGAAUGUUGACCCCAACCUUCAAAGCCAAGCGUGCAUUCCUUCGCAAGCACUUUGCUCAACAGAUAGCAGAUAUGUACAAAAACCUAAGUUAAAUCUAGUCAUUUAAGAUUGUUUUUUGCACAAUGGAUAAAUUCAUUAAUCAAGCACAUUGAUAAAGUUGAUGUAUUAAACUGAAAAUACAUAUGACUUUGUGUUUUCCAUAUGCAAACAAGUUAUUUUUAUAAACAUACAGAAACGUCACGGGGAACUAGUAAACUGACCAAGUAGCUUUUCUGCACUGGUAAAGAUGUCUCAAAUAUUUAUACACUCAUAUGGUUAAAAAUCAGUUGAUUUGGUUUUUAAAGAAAAUUACAUAUUCUCUAAUCACUUUAGUUUUACUUAAACCAUGUUGUGUUCUUAAAAGUCACUCUUCUUAAGACAAAAAUUGUAAUAUACCUCAGAUAGGCAGAAAUGAUAUUAUAUUGGGUUAAAUCUGCACUGGGGGUAUAAGUAUUUGAUAUUAGGAGGGUGUAUGCAAUCAUCAUAGCAACAGGUAUAUACUCAAACAAAAGAGUUUUCUGCCAUCUAUUGAAAAAUAAUCUUGACUGUACUAUCCACAUGAGGCAUUGUUAGGUUAUAAAACUAUAACUCAAUAAAAGGGGUAAAUAAUCUGGUCUGAUGUGUUAUCUAUGUAGGCCUAUACACAACACUGCAUUUUCUGUGCCUUUGAAGCAUGUUUUGUCUGAAACAUUCACUCAAUAUUUGUGUUAAUUGUGUAGGACACAAAUUUUAUCAUUUGUGUGUCCAGAAAUAGGAUCUGGCAAAUUGGGUCUAUCAGUGAAACGGGUUUUGGUAAUGUAGGGAAGGUGAAUGAAUUUUAUUUUUGAAAUUUUUCACAAUUUUACUGUUAUUAAGGACAUUCCAUGAGUGUUAGACCUUUAAAUAGCAAAGAGAAUUAUUUCCAGGAAAUUUGUAUUUUUCCCCUCCUCACCAAGGUGUACCAUAUCCAGACCAUUGACAAAAUAAUGAUCUAUAAACCAAACUAUGAAUUCUAAGUUUCUGAUUUCGAGUGACUCUCAUAACUGGUGAAUUUCACUCAUAACAGUAAAAAUAGAAAUGUAGAAUUCAAAAGCAGUUUCAUAGAUCAUAAUUUUGUCAGUGGUUUGGAUAUGGUGUACAUUGGUGAAGAGGGGAAAAUAUUGAAAUUUCGAAGAAAAUUAAUUCCUUGGUCUUGGAGAGGAUAAAUCUUGGAAGUUGGGUAGUAAGCUGAUGUGGUGGAGUUUUCCUGAAAAAUAACUUUUUUUGCUAUCGAAGGGUCUAAUGUGCAUUGUAUGCCUUCAAUUGUAGCCUAGUUUUCCAGUGAUGCAAAGAAUUAAUUAUAAAAAUAAAAUUUCUAAAUCAUGGUUCACUUUUCCAGAAUACAGUUGUCAAUGCAGUUUAAGUCCUGGUGUAAACUUGGUGGUUGGGAUUGCAGUGUAUAACUUGAAAGUUAAAUUUGAUCAUGGCUUUGGAUGUUUUACCACUUUUGACUGUUGAAUAAAGAAUGUUUAUUUAAGAUGAAAAUAUUGUUCAACACUUAUUUAUCCAAUGCACUUACUGUACAUAGCAGGCAUGAUUUGAGUGCUGACAAUAGAAAUAUUGACAUCUUUUUGUUAUUUACUUUUUAUGAUGAAAUUGUGCCACAUCUAUGUUCAAGAAAAAAAGAUGACUCAUUAUGCUUCUGCAUUAAUCUUAGAAAGCCGAAUUCUAAGACAAUCAAAGAUUCAUAUCCCAAGAAUUGAUGAAACACUAGAUCUCUUCCAUGCAGUUUUGUGGUUCGGUCAGUGUGCAAGAUCUGAAAUCUGCAAAUUGGCAAGUAGAAAUAUAGGAAUUUGACUAACCAAAAACAGCAUCUACGGUUGGUCCAUGAGUUUUUUUAUGAAUGUUUGCACAUGCCUUAUGGACAUUGCAAUGCUCCUUAACACUUCAAAGGCUGCUUGAAAGUGUAGUGGAUUGUUUAAUUUAUUGAGAUGAUGUCAUUGUUUUCACCAGAAAAAUGUUACCGAAUUGAAAGAUGUGCUGGCACGAUUGGGAGUCAAGCCUUAUAAAUGCUGUCUAUUUUAGCAUUAGGUUCAAUAUCAUGGCCACAUUGUUUCCAAAACAGGCAUUCAGACAGAUGCAUCAAAGAUUGAAGUUGUGAAUUCAUGGCCAUGACAAACAUUUGUGCAAGAUGCUCUCUCUUUCAUAGGAUUUGUCAGAUAAUGCUGCUUUCAUUGAAAAUUUCAAUAGAAUAGCUCGCCCAUUGCAUGAAUUUGAAAAAUCAAGUCAAAAAAGUCUAGAAAGUCUCAACAGAAUUUUAAUUGGUUGCCUGACCACUAAAAACUAAUAGAUGCUAAACCACUCAUCUUAGCAUUUGCAGAUUUCUCUAAAACGUUUGCAUUGCCAGUUGAUGCCAGCAGAAUUGGUCUGGGACCAGUACUACAACAGAAGCAGGAGGGUCAAGAUAGGGCAAUUGCAUAUGCAUGCAGAUCGAGGGCUUCAACAAGCAGAAAAUAAUUAUUCAAUUCACAAAUUAGGAUUUUUAGCUUAUAAAUGGGCAGUUACAGAGAAUUAAAUCCUGAUUACUUAUAUGGAAAUUCUUUUACAAUUACAACAAUCUUUUACAACAACCCAUUAACAUAUAUAUAUUGACAUCUUCAAAGUUGGAUUCAGUAGGUCAACAUUGGGUUGCAGAGCUGUCAAAUUAUAAUUUCAAUAUUGUUUAUGUUUCAGGCAACUCCAAUGUUGAAUCAGAUUCUCUAUAUCGCAUUAGGUGACAGCAGAAAAUUGCAUCUGAUAGUUGCAAUGCUAUUUACCUCCGCCAAGGAGGUUAUGU